AAAACACACACACCAGCCCACUUGAGUUGAUCUGUGCGCCGAUUCUCACAACACAAACUGGACGGAUUGCCUGAUGGAGCCCAGAGAGCAACAGGGCUGGAGAAACGGACACUAUAUAGAUCUGUCACAGCGAUAUAAGUGAAAGUUCACAAUGGAGGAAGAUGUUCACGGUGGUGCUGUAGGCCCUGGGUUUCCAUGCGCACGCGCACUACAAUCCGGAAGUGGCCGCCUCUUUUGAACGACGUCAUGUCGUUCUGGACCUGACUUGCAAAAAAAGCAACAGAGGAGCCUCUCUACUGGGCACAACAUAACACGCUGCCGGGUUUCAGGACUAGUUAUCUGGCUGCAGGGACAAUGGCAGGCGAGACACCCCCGGUGCAACCACGUUUUGUGUGAAAAUGUUUCCUGCGCGAUGCAGUCUCUGGUACGAUGAUCGAGAAUCAAGAAGACGAUGAAUUCAUUGCGGUGAGGGUCCAAGACCCGCGGGUUCAGAAUGAAGGCUCCUGGAACUCUCACGUGGAUUACAAGAUCUUCCUCCAUACCAACAGCAAGUCCUUCACCGCCAAGACCUCAUGUGUGCGACGGCGCUACAGCGAGUUUGUGUGGCUCAAGAAGAAGCUGCAGAAGAACUCUGGUCUCGUGCCCGUCCCAGGCCUGCCAAACAAGUCCUUCUUCUCCUUCAGCAACGAGGACUUCCUGGAGAGGAGGAGGACGGGCCUCCAGAGCUUCUUGGACCAGGUGCUCCACAUGACGGUGUGCCUCUCGGACAGCCAGCUGCACCUCUUCAUGCAGACCCAGCUGCCCGUGCGCCACAUCGAGGACUGCGUCCAGGGCCACACCCCCUACACCGUGACGGACGCCAUCCUCACCUACGCCUCGUCCAAUCGGGGCUUCGCCCAGGCCCAGGAGGAGGACCUGCAGAAGGAGCGGGGUUCCAGCGUGGUCUCCUACGAGUCCAUGGAAAGCCCGUCCCCGCAUCUCCCCUCCCAGCAGCCCAACGGGGACACCCUGCAGGCCAUCCUGGAGACCCCCGAUGCGGCCGACGCCCGGCGGAUGGUCUGCCACUCGGAGAGGUCGUCGCUGCAGGUCCUCCAGCAGGACCACCACCUGGAGGCCAUCCUCCAGCCGCACCCCCCGCCCGCCGCCUCCUUCUACGUGGGGAGCAGCCUCGGCGAGGGGCCCUCCCUAGGGAGUCCCCCCGAGGCCGCGCCCGCCGGACGGAUACAAGCGUCGGUGGAGGUGCACUCGCCCAUGGGAGAGGCCGCCGCGCCCGACUUCAGGGAGGAGCUGGAGGACGUGGAGGAGGUGGAGGAGGUGGAGGAGAACGGCUGUGGAGCGGCGGAGGAGUGUCUGGCUGAAAUGCAGCCGACGGAAGAAGUGGUGGCCAGGGCUCCAAGUGUCCCUGUAGACGGUGUGUGUACCGACAGCCAGGAGGAAGAGGUGGAGCCACAGGAGGGGGAGCAGCAGGCAGGGGUGGUGGAGCAGCAGGCAGGGGUGGUGGAGCAGCAGGAAGGGGGGCUGGUGGAGCAGGAGGUGGUGGCCAAGCAGGUGGAGGUGGAGCAGGAGGAGGAGAUGAAGCAGGAGGUUGUGGCAGAGCAGCAGCAGCAGCAGGAGGAGGUGGUGGAGGAGGUGGCGUUGUUGGAGCCACAGGAGGUGGAGAAUGAGGUGGAGAAGCAGGAGCAUGGGUAUGGUGACUCGGGAGAGGUGGUGGUGGUGGAGGAGGAGGCGGAGAAGGAGGGGGUGCAUGUGAAUGGGACUGGCGACUCGGGAGAGAUGGUGGAGGAAGAGAAGGAGGAGGAGGAGGAGCAGCAGCAGCAGCAGCGUGUGAAUGGGAUCGAUGACUCUGGAGACCACACUGAAGCGGUCUGCGGUGCCGGCGGGCUCCUGGACCAUGUCGUCUCAGAGCAGGAGGAAGGUGAUGAGGAGGAGGAGAAAGAAACUAAGGUGAACUAUGAGCAGCAGGUCCUCCAACAAACCUCCCGGGCUGAGCAGGAACACGACCCCGAGCGCCUCUUGAGUCCUGAGGAGCCCGGUGUGGAAGCAGGCAGCGCUUCAGAGGAGCCUCUUGGCCCCCCUGACGACCGCGCUGGAGAAGGCCCUCAUCAGGACGGGGCGUGCGGAGGAGCAGAGGGCAGUACGGUGGAUCUGGAGACGGAGACCAGCGGCACAGCGCUCCACGCUGUGUACCCCGUGUCCCAGUCUGAACGCCGUGCCGAUGGCGCGAUCCGGGAGGGACAUGCUCCCCCGGACCGGAGCCCAGUCUCACAGGAAGAGGAUUUAGAGAUGUCCGUUGACGCCGACGCUCAAGAUGAGGACACAGGAUCUCUGGUGUCUUUAGAUGGGAUCCACCCAACGGUCGACCCCGAGGACGCCAUCCGGAACUUGAACGGCCACUUGGAAGAGUCCGCCGAAGAAGUGGCGCCCUCUACGGGAGCGGAGGACUCGAGCGUUUGUGAGUCACGCAAGACCACGCGCUCUGUGGACAAUUUGUUUUGGUCCGAGGCGGGCGACGCCCGACCGGUGCCGGACGAGGCCCUGGACCUCUGCCCGACCCCCGGGGCCCUCGGGGCGGGAGAGGCUCCAGAGCUCGACGCCACUGCGUGAGUGAGGCCGGACCCAGGGCCCAGCCCGGUGCGCCUGAGCCAGCAGAUGGUGGAGGAUCAGGGGUAGGUUACAGCGUCCCCGCCGUCUCUGGAUCACGAGCCAGGGAUGGGCCGGGCCAUUAGCUUUAACAACUGGAACGCCAUCCAGAGCCGGCCAUUAGCCUAACAGCCCCGCUCAGGGACGACGUGGCGGGCACUGAUUAGGGACCGCCGCACACCUGCUGCGCCCCAGACAGCCAAUGGGGACCGCCCUUUUAUUUCUUUUCUUUUUUUAAAGGCAAAUGUGUCCUUCCAUAACAACGCGCACGCAUACACACACACGGACGCACACGAGGAGAUAUAUUCUAGCAAGUCGUUAAGUAAAAUCAUUAUUCAGCGAUUGAGUAAUUGAGUUUGUAAUUCAAUUUAUCUAAAGUAUAGUCCGAUGGAACCUGCUAGAGUGUUGAGGAUGGACUCAUCGUGCAUAGCAGUCGUUUAGGUCCACCGUAUGUUUCUAGGAGUAUAGAUGAUCCCUCGUUAUGUGUCUCUGUCCUCUUCAAAAUGUUUGAGUCUUCUUGAAUCACGCCUGUAAAAUGAGAGCUUUGUUCCGUCAGCAGAGGGCGCUCAUGUUUACAAUGGGUUUCAGGUUUCCGAUUUAGAUUUGCACAAGGAAAAGGGAUUAAUUUAAAAUCGUUGUAAUUAAAAGAUUAGACAUAUAUAUUUUUUAAGUGAAAAACAAAACGACCCGUGGAAACAGUUGAAACAAAUGUUGCCUUAGGUGCGCUAAAAAUGGGUCCUACUUGCUUUUUGAAUAUGGAAGUAGGUGAUUUCAGUUUGUAGGGGGGCGCGCACACAGCAGUUCAUCAAACCGAUAUCGGCUCGCUAAUGACCGUUAGGCGUUAUGAGAUAAUAUUUUACAUUAUAUUACUUUCCAAUGCAUAUACGGAGAAGGACCACGAGUAGACCUCAGGUGACACACUGACUCUUAUAUUCACUGGCAGGUGCGUUGGACCACCGCGCAGGGACAGAUCAGAUGUCCACCUGUAAAAUCACACAUGUACCAAUAGCAUUAUAAUUAUAAUAGACUACAAGAAGCGAGGGUGGUUUUCCAGAUUCACUGCCUUGGUCAAGAUGAUCACUCAGACCAGCGCUUUAAACCUGGAUAUGAAACGUGUCGUCAUAAGAAGUUUAAAUCACUGCUGAUAUUUCAUGCAGAGGACUAAAUGAAAGCAAGGACCAUCUAAAUUGUAUCCAAGCCAGCUGACACUCCAGUGUAGCCGGCGAUGCAGCCAGUGUUGCCAGAUUGGGCGGGAAAUCUGGCCGAAUCUGGCAACACAGAUUUUCUGGCAGGACGGCCUCUAGUUGUACAUUUGGACCUCCUUUGCAUUUCAGUCCUGCUGCUCACUACACCAGACCCUAGUCUAACUCGAUGUUUAACGGACGCCACUUUUUUUAAACGAAGUAAGCUUUCAGGUCCAAAGUUAUAGUUUGAUUGUUUUAGUGGGUGCUUUAUCUUCAACACAUCAGACAGUGUUGGGCCCCUACUAGCUCUACUGUAUAGCCUACCUUUUAUUGUCGCCUAUGGUGUUUUAUCAAUGUGCGCUCGGAGAAAUGUUCCCAUGGGAACCGUGAGCUCGGUGGUUCUGCACGGUGAAUUGUGUAUGCUUUACUUCCACCUAGUGGUUUUAAAUGAAAGUUCAGUUACCACAGGUUAUGUUCAACUAAAAUAUGUAAUUGCUUUUUAUGAGACUGGUUGUGUUGAAAAUGUUAACAAAUUUGGGGUAGGCCUACUGUUAUUCAUAGUAUGUUUUCAGUUUACAUUUGAGAAAUUGUUUUGGACUUUACUGAACAGAGGAAAUAAAUUUACAAUUAAGUUGAACACA
Messenger RNA from Gadus macrocephalus (Pacific cod), 4465 nucleotides. RefSeq names its product sorting nexin 11 (gene snx11). Lineage: Eukaryota; Metazoa; Chordata; Actinopteri; Gadiformes; Gadidae. The coding region runs from base 430 to 2604 and encodes 724 amino acids. The transcript is spliced from 9 exons. Gene Ontology annotation, molecular function: phosphatidylinositol binding. The record is from RefSeq and is a predicted model, not a curated record. Gene Ontology annotation, biological process: intracellular protein transport.